This is a messenger RNA of [Torrubiella] hemipterigena, 1619 nucleotides long. Lineage: Eukaryota; Fungi; Ascomycota; Sordariomycetes; Hypocreales; Clavicipitaceae. The record is from the annotation of a GenBank genome assembly.
ACGGAAAUAAGCACCCACAGUUGAUCCUGUGUAUUCCCUAUUUUUUGGUUAGUAAUCAACCAUAGAGUAUUAUUGUACUUUGCGCUUUUUCCCUUUCUUUCUCAUCACUUCGUCAUACGGCUUUUUGUUAGUCGAGCAAAAUCAAGCUCCCCACAACCAGCUGAGGGCUAUCCGGCGCGAUGUACCCGGCGUGCGGAAUGCCCCGCUAAAAAGUUGGACGACAGGAUUCCGGCACAAAGGGGCGUGCGGGCGACAUUUUGCAAAACUUCGCAUCGCCUUUCCCAUCGCACGCGCGCCAAACCCCACGAACAAUAUCGCCAGUCGACCGAUCCACGCACACAAAAGGGCCUCGCACUUCGGUAAACUACAAUGUCCGAUUCGCCCAAACCCGAGACGGACCAGCUGCCUCCGCGCAUCCCCGUCGUCCACAAUGCCGCCGUUGCUGGUGCCAUUCUUGCGCCGUUGGCCAUGAUGCUGCCCCCCCGCAAGGUCGACAUUCGCUUCUUUGUCCUUGUCGGUGCAUUCUCCCUCUCGACCAACCAGCUGGCAUACGAAUAUACCGGCCAGUCCAUCUACAGCCGCUUUGGCAGCCGCGUCUCCGGUGUCUUUGGUGACGGUCUCCCCGAGGGUGCGAAGCGAACACAACAACUGCUCAAGGAGCAGCGUGAGCGCGACUCUGCGGGCAAAAAGACGAACGAGAAGGACUCUAAUAUCGUCAAGGAUAUCUGGAUGGGCGGCGAGGGCGAGAACUGGCGAGAGAAGCGCGCCGCAGAGCAUCAGCAGGCGUUUGAUGAGGGAAAGGGCCUGAGCGAUCUCAUUUUUGAGCAGGUUGCUGAGGUGUGGCGAGGAACGGGAAGCAGUUCGAAAAAGUCGGAUGACAACUCGACCGAAUCUAAGAAGGACUAAAAAGAUGUACGGAUACACAAGCAGGUGUUUUUUGGAUGGCAGAUGACGGACCAUUUCAAAUGUAUUAUUAGCAUGUACAAAAGCGACACACGGCGACGAUGUAAAACAAAAACCACGCCCGGUAUAUUAUUACGAAUAGACAAGACCGAAACUUUUAUGCUCGUCUUCCUUUGAUGCCUGUUGUGAAUGGAGUGUUGUCUUGUGCUGCUGGCUGUAUCAAGGUCUGGCCGUGCGUCUCAGACCUAGAGUAGAGGGUAUGCUUUACGGAGGGUUGUUGUACAAGUGCUGUUUCGUCGAUGCAUCUGUGACUAGUCUGGACCCUGAAUAGAAGCCCAUUGUUACGCUUCUGUGUCAAACAGUCGUGCAUCCAACCAAGGCAGUGAGUUUGAUUAACCCGUCCCGAUCAUCGCGCCGAUCGAGCUAAGCCUAGGGAUAAUGUGACGUAGUCAGGCCCUCGCCGGCUGAGUGUGUCCAGCUGCGACGCACGCACGGUAUGCCGGCGCAUACCUUAUAUUUCAGGAGUGAGUACGCCAUGCUGGGUGACAGCUACGAAUUGGGUUAUAGAUCGCUGGUACGCGGCGCAGCGUUUCUCAAACAAGGCCUCGUACCGCGUGCCGAUCGGAGGUCAUUGGGCUCUUCGCUUUCAAGGCGCAGCGCCAGCCCAGUGGACUUGUUCGCUUGAACAGUGGAACCUGCCUGGUACUUGGGUGGAC